Molecule: messenger RNA, 936 nt
Organism: Penicillium verrucosum
Lineage: Eukaryota; Fungi; Ascomycota; Eurotiomycetes; Eurotiales; Aspergillaceae
Exons: 3
Coding region: 1-936 (311 amino acids)
Molecular function (GO): glycosyltransferase activity
Source: RefSeq, a predicted model, not a curated record
AUGAACGAGAACCUCUUCAAACCAGAUGUCUCGAAAGUUUGGACCACGCUCAUAACAAAUACUGCGUACCUGCCUGGGCUUUUGACUCUCGACCACUCUCUUAAGAGAGUGGGCUCGAAGUAUCCGCUUGUCGUUCUAUACACGGACUCAUUUCCCGCCGAUGGCCACAAAGCCCUGGAUUCCCGAAAAAUAAGGAAACGGUAUGUACCGUAUCUCUUCCCUUCAGCUCCUAAGGAUUUCACCAACGACGUGCGCUUUUACGAUUGUUGGAGUAAACUCACGCCGUUCUCACUCGUUGAAUAUGACCGUGUCGUGCAACUUGAUAGUGAUAUGGUGAUUCUUCAAAACAUGGAUGAGUUAAUGGAUAUCGACUUGGAUCCGCCCGAAAUGGCUGGAAACGGAAAUCGAGUGUUUGCUGCUUGCCACGCUUGUGUCUGCAACCCGCUCAAUAAACCUCACUAUCCAGCAAACUGCACUCAGCAUAACAAUCCCGACAUCGUACAAAUAGCCGGUGCUUCAGCCAUUACAGGUUUGGGGAUACCUAAUAGAGGCCUCCAGGUAGUGAACCCAGCUCAGGCAACCUACGACAAGAUUAUUGAACAACUUGCCAAUUCAACAACUUCGAAUUACGACUUCGCCGACCAGUCCCUUCUCGGUGAUAUAUUCUAUGGUCGCUGGGUUACACUCCCGUAUGUAUACAACGCACUCAAAACCUUGCGUUGGGAAGGUGUAUACGACAUCAUAUGGUGCGAUAAGAAUGUUAAGAACAUACAUUAUAUACUCAGUCCGAAGCCAUGGGACGAUGAGCCGGCAGACAAACAGCGGGACCUCGGAGGACCUGGUCAGAGCCAAGACCCCUCGCAUACAUGGUGGACAUCAUUGAAUGAAAACAGGUUGAGCGAUGAACAAAAGUCGGGCACCAAGGACCAAUUUUGA